GUGCGAAGUCAACAAGCCGGGAUGAUUUGUGUUUAUAGUUCUCGUCCACACUCCAAGCUUGCGCCCUCAUGGUUGCAUCUUCAGUAAAGGUGUGGUGCUGUCUAUAGUCCUCAUCCACACCCCAUGCUUCUGCUCUCAUGGUUCUAUCUUCAGUGAAAACUUCGUAUUGUCUUGCUGUGUCGUGUUGCGCUGAGGCGAGAUGCAUGGUAGCCAAGAGGAAGUAAUGAAUGGAUAACAUAAACACAGAUGGCAUGUUUGAACUGUCGUGUCUUUACGUGUGUGUGUUUCCUUCCGUCUUACAAGUGGUCAGUAAAAGAGAGUGUUCUUGAGGUUGAUGUCUUGAAAAAAAUAUCUCGCGUGACCGAGUGACUGUAGUAGAAAUCUUCACUUCACAUCCAGAAGCUUAGAAAACACGAUUCCUCUGCACUUCCUUGCCUUGAUAACUGCGUGCGUGAUGUGUGAGUGUGUGAGGCUGACGACGACGUGUGUGUAACUGGCCAGCGGGUGGUGGUGGUAAUAGUGAUGGUGGCCAAGAUGUGUAAGGAGGAUGACUGUGACGCAUCUCUCUCUCUCUCUCUCUCUCUCUCUCUGAUUAUAUAGAUGAGGACAGCAGAGGGAGAGAAUAAGAUGGAAAGAUCGGAUAUUUUACAGAAUACAUAAGACAGGGAAGAUUUGCAAAGGUUGAGUGAAGGACCUACAGUAUAAUAAUAGAAGCUGUUGCUGAUGAUGCUGUUGCCUCGUGUAGUGGACUCUAUUUUUAGUCUUCGUGUCUAACUGCCUGCUUGCCUGUCACACUCUGUUUGACUCUAACGGACGCCUCUUACACGGUCAUCCCAGCGCCCUCUUUACUUCUCUCGGUAGAUCGCGAGUCUCUUGGUCACGGAUCCACGGUUUUGGCGCUCCGCUGUGAUCUGUGCUCGGAAUCAGUGUGUCAGUGAGCUUUAUGAUAUCAAGACGUGUGAGGCGGAGGCUGUGUUAAAGUAUAUAGGCGUUGAAGUGCAGGAAGGCGACGCCAGGAUGAGGAAUCUUGUUGUCUUGGCGCUGACAGGGCUGCUCGCUAAGGAGCAUACAGCGAGGGGCCACACUGAUAAGCAAAGGCCCGCAUCCUCUAGCACGAUCGUGGCACUCCCUCCUGUUGUGGCGGGAAGUGUCGUUACUCCACACACACGCCUAACAAAAAGUCAAAGGGACCUUUAUCUGUCACAAUCCCAGCAGCAGCAGCAGCAGCAGCAGCAGCAUCAGCCUGCUUGGAGUGCCGGGAGCCAGGGCGCAGCCACCCCAUUGGCUCGUCGCGCCACGCACACCGGGAACCACAGAGAACAUUGGCCACCUCAGGCCUUAAGCACUCGAUCCCAGUUCAAUAUGGAUAAAAAAGAAGACGGUGCUCCCGUGACUGCCUCAGUCACUACCGGGGGCUUGCUGACCAACCUUCACAGCUCCGCCUUCCCGAAUCCUGCUUCCUACUCCCAGUAUCUCUCCCCCGCCUCCCAGCAGGGCCGUGGAGUGCCUCCAGUGAGCCACUCUCUGGCCUCCUACCAGUACCACCAUCCCCUCAGCGACCCCUUCAGGGGCGACUUCCUCAUUAAGACCUUUUCAGCAACGAAGAGUGAGCGACAGCACGUGCCGGCAUCUGACGCAGCGUUGAGGAAGCGUAUGGGGAUAUCGGAGCAGCGUUACGCCUCCAGAGUAGCGGUCAGCAACCAGGAAACAGCCACCAGCGCUUACAUCCACGGCGGGCAGGACGGCUCGGAUCCUUCUCAGAUGGAACACGGAUUCGGCGGGAACUUAGUGAACGUCGAACCACUGCAGCAAAGCGAGGUCAAGACAGAACCCCCGGUGGUCGCAACAACUUCCCCUUUUCCUGCACAGAAGAGCAGCAAUCUCUCUGAGCGACAAGACACCGCAGACGUCUCUCCCAGUAAGAAUCAACCUCAGAUGGACUCCCCGCUGCGGUCCCUCUUCUCGUCCCCAAUGCUGCUGCUGCUCGGGGUGGUGUUCGCCGCCAGCGCCGCCUAUAUGGCCAUCGCCAUGGAGGAACAAGGCGCCCUGCAGCGUCUCCAGCAGGCGCAGCUGACAGCGGCCUUCGGUGAUCAGCCCUUCCUAGAGGGACGGACGAAGAGGAGUCUGCUCACCCACACACAUGCCCUCUCUCGUAUUGCUGCCCCGAAGCCUUGGUUCUCCUCACGGUGACACACACACACACACACACACACACACACACACACACACACACAUAAAAUAGACAGGAGGCAAGAAUCCAUCCCACUGGUGUAGCUCAGGCCCUGAGUAUACUCGAGCUACAGAGUGACGGAGCCAGUGUGUGCCUUUUUUCCAUUCAGCCUUCCACCUCUUCUGAUCCUUGGUGGAGUGAGUUGCUGGCUUUCAUACCCGCUUUUCAGAAAUAUCCGCCAUUGACUGGUGUCGGUGAUAAAGGUUUAAAUGAGGGAAAAUGUCGGUUGUCCUUUUCACCGAGGUCCCCGCCGCCAUAAUGGGUCGUCCUCUUGUAGCCUGUCGGUUCCAAUAUGAUUUUUAUGUUUUCUUAA
Scylla paramamosain (green mud crab) is the source of this 2543-nucleotide messenger RNA. RefSeq lists its product as uncharacterized. The record is from RefSeq and is a predicted model, not a curated record. Lineage: Eukaryota; Metazoa; Arthropoda; Malacostraca; Decapoda; Portunidae. The transcript is spliced from 2 exons. Bases 1018 to 2190 code for a protein of 390 amino acids.